Molecule: messenger RNA, 972 nt
Organism: Sphenostylis stenocarpa
Lineage: Eukaryota; Viridiplantae; Streptophyta; Magnoliopsida; Fabales; Fabaceae
Source: the annotation of a GenBank genome assembly
AUGGCAAAUGCCUGGAAAAGAGAUAAGCCCGUCAGACUCCUCUCCCCAAAGUUCCUCUUUUUACUCUUCGCUUCCACUCUCCUCCUCCUCCUCGUUUUCGCAUUCUUCACCUCGCAUUCCUCAGACCCCUCCACCCCCACCGUCAUCGCCCAAAAAACCUGCCUCUCCUUCGAUGCAAUCUCCCCCUUCAACUGCACCGCCUCCCCGCAGGCCCACCCCGUCGUCGCCAGCACCGUCGAGGGCGUGCGCUACCCCUUCCUCUUCUCCCUCUCCGAUUUCGGAACCCUCCCCGACAAGCCCCACAAAAACAUCGUAAGGAUGCUCAAAGGGAAGCCCUUUCGCAAGCCCGACAUCUCCGUUACUGUUCAGGACCUGCUCGAGAAGGCCAAGAGCGAGGGCAAGGACGGGUAUGUUGUCGACGUUGGGGCCAACGUGGGUAUGGCCUCCUUCGCCGCCUCUGCUAUGGGAUUUCGGGUUCUGGCGUUCGAGCCUGUGUUCGAGAAUUUGCAGAAAAUUUGUGAAGGGAUUUACUUCAACAGAGUUGCGGAUUUGGUCACUGUGUUUGAGGCCGCUGCGUCGGAUCGCAUUGGUAACAUUACCGUUCACAAGUUGGUUGGUAGGUUAGACAACAGUGCAAUAUCAGCCACAGGUGCAAAGCUGGCAUUCAAGUCCAAUAAAGAGAUAGGUUUUCAAGUAAGGACUGUUCCUCUUGAUAAAGUGAUUCCAAAAUCCGAGCGCGUUCUUCUGCUUAAGAUAGAUGUUCAGGGCUGGGAAUAUCACGUUCUAAAAGGAGCAUCAAAGUUGCUCUCAAAGGAAGGAAGCCAAGCCCCAUAUCUCAUAUACGAAGAAGAUGAGCGCUUGUUACAGGCCAGUAAUAGCAGUGCAAAAGAGAUUCGAGACUUCCUCCGUAGUGUGGGUUAUCAUGAUUGCACCCAACAUGGCACAGAUGCGCACUGCGUGAAGAAGGAUUGA